AAGACACUCAUUCCUUUUCUGCUGGCCACCACUUUCUUUCAAAUCCAACUUCAUUUCCUCCCUACCGCCGUGCGGUCAUUAUCCUCAAUCAUCACCAAUCAACUUCUUCAUCACAUUUUCAAAAUGAAGUGUUCAUCCUCCGUUCUUGCCGCAGCAGCCGGCAUGAUGGCCACCGCCUCAGCCCACGGCUUCAUCACAUCCCCACAAGCCCGCCUAGCAGGUUCGGCAAUGAAAGCAGCAUGCGGCACACAAGUCUAUAACCAACAAGCAUCCGAUAACUACGGUAACAUUCAAGGCGAACUCCAAGUCGCUGCCACACAGACCGACUACAAUGCAGCUGAAUGCAACAUCUGGCUUUGCAAAGGUUUUAAAUACUCUGACAACACCGCCAACGUACAAACCUGGACAGCUGGCCAGGUCGUAGACUUCACAUUUGAUGUUCGUGCCCCACAUACAGGAUAUGCAAACGUCUCGAUUGUAAACACGGCUACGAAUACAAUUAUUGGAGAUCAGUUGUUGUAUUACUCCGAUUUCGCAGAUAAUGCAAAGCCGAUUCCAGCGAAUGAGACGAGCUUCUCGAUCACAAUUCCUUCGGAUCUAGGAGAUAGUUGUUCGACGGCUGGGUCUUGUGUUGUUCAACAUUAUUGGAAUGCGGCGUCGAUUAACCAGACGUAUGAGUCUUGUGUUGAUUUUGUGGUUCGUGGACUUGGAUCAGGGCCUUCCUCCAGCUAUUUUACAGUGGCCACACCACUCUCUAGUUCAAGGGUUACGACUUCCACUUCUGCGCCCGUCCCAACCAUCCCAAUCACUUUGUCAAGUGCGGUCCCAACAACCCUUCAGACCACUGUAUCUUCCGCUUCCUCCACUUCGGUUCCCGUUGCUGCUGCCGCUUCGAGCACACCUUAUGACGGCGAGUAUACAUGCUAAUGCAUGGGUAGAGAUUGUGUUGGGCAUGAUGUUGCUGCUACAGAUUACUAGAAUAUCUGCGAUGCUUUGGACUCACUUACCUUCUUUGUAUAUACCUUUUGACUUUGCAUGCAGGCGCCUGUAAAUAAACACAUGCUUGAUAUUGGUCUAAGCACAUGCCGUUCACAGUCGUGCAGAAGUCACAUGAUCGCUUAUGAA
Messenger RNA from Hyaloscypha bicolor E, 1125 nucleotides. Its product is annotated as putative chitin binding protein. The coding region runs from base 124 to 927 and encodes 267 amino acids. Lineage: Eukaryota; Fungi; Ascomycota; Leotiomycetes; Helotiales; Hyaloscyphaceae. The transcript has a single exon. The record is from RefSeq and is a predicted model, not a curated record.